Molecule: messenger RNA, 2327 nt
Organism: Ceratitis capitata (Mediterranean fruit fly)
Lineage: Eukaryota; Metazoa; Arthropoda; Insecta; Diptera; Tephritidae
Product: myrosinase 1
Exons: 6
Coding region: 480-2153 (557 amino acids)
Biological process (GO): carbohydrate metabolic process
Molecular function (GO): beta-glucosidase activity
Source: RefSeq, a predicted model, not a curated record
CGCUAAUGCCAUUUGGCCGCCUACAGUCUGGCUUGAAGAAACGGCAAGAAAAUAAUUAUUAAUUCCGUAAUCGACUAGGUUAAAUUGAUAAAUACGGUUUAAAAGUGUCGAAAAAUAAACAGUAACAACAACAACACUUCGGCCAAGGACUGAAGCGCAAAAAAUAUAUUUUAUAAGAAUUACUUCUGCAUAUAUUUUCAAAAUAAAUUCAUUGUUUCAAAAUAAUUAAUUAUUAAUGCCAUUUUUACGCUGAAAGUUUAAAGAGUGUACAUAUUAACUACAGAGAAUUAUUUGACUAAAAAAGAUAAUAAACAGAGGCGAAUAACAAAACAAAAAGUACAAUACGAGACAUUAAAACGUUUGUCAAGCCCUAAAUAGAUAUAAUAAAAUCAUACUAAGGCUAAAUAUAGCGUAAUAUUAAUAAUAAAAAUAAAAUUGAGAGUAAUCAAGUGAGUUGUCACAGUGUACCUGAUUGCAGCAUGGAGAAAACGUAUUUGCAAUUGAUAACGGUUUUAUGCAUCUUCGCACUAGGAUUAUGUGUGCCAACCCCCCCAGCAGCAGAGCUGAAAGGUCGCAAAUUCCCACACGAUUUCAUUUGGGGUGUUGGCACAUCUGCAUAUCAAAUUGAAGGCGGCUGGAAUGCAUCCGGAAAAGGUGAAUCGAUAUGGGACCAUCUAACACACACAUAUCCCGAAAAAAUUGUUGACCAGACAAAUGGUGAUAUUUCAUCUGACAGCUAUCAUCAGUGGCAACGCGAUGUACAAAUGGUGCGUGACCUCAACGUCCAUGUUUACCGAUUUUCCAUCUCGUGGACACGCAUCAUGCCCGGUGGUUAUAUGAACAAGGUGAAUAACGAAGGCAUUCGUUACUAUAGCGAUUUGAUUAAUGAGUUACUGCACUACAAUAUUACACCGAUGGUCACCAUCUAUCACUGGGAUUUGCCGCAACGCUUGCAAGAGUUGGGCGGUUGGACCAAUCCGGAAAUCAUACCCGUCUUCAAAGACUAUGCUCGUCUACUUUUCGAGAUGUACGGUGAUCGUGUUAAGAUUUGGACGACAAUCAAUGAACCUUGGCAUAUUUGUGAAUUCGGUUAUGGUGUUGAUUAUAUGGCGCCUUCAUACAACUAUCCCGGCAUACCCAACUAUUUGUGCGCACACAACUUACUGAAGACGCACGCCGAGGUGGUGCAUAUGUAUCGUGAUAAAUAUCAACAAUUGCAAAAGGGCAAAAUCGGCAUUACCAUGGAUACAUCGUGGAUGGAGCCGAAAACAGAUUCCGAUGAUGAUCGUGAGGCAUCGGAGCGUGCUUUGCAAUUCUAUUUGGGAUGGUUUGCACAUCCGAUUUUCUCAAAACGUGGCAACUACCCACAAAUCAUGUUUGAUCGCAUACAUAAUUUGAGUAAGGAGCAAGGUUUCACACGUUCACGUUUACCAGAAUUCACCGCGGAUGAAAUACGUCGUAUACGGGGCACAGCUGAUUUCUUUGGCCUUAAUUCAUACACGACCAAGCGGGUGACGAAAAAUGAUCACAAUAACAGCAAAAACUUCCCCGUGCCUUCAUUCAGCCAUGACAUGGGUGUUGUUGAGGAUCAAGAUCCCAACUGGACUGGUUCCGGUUCAUCGUGGUUGAAGGUCGUUCCAAAAGGCAUGUACAAUUUGAUUAUGUGGAUCGUGCGAGAAUAUAAUAAUCCACCAAUAAUUGUGACAGAAAAUGGUGUAAGUGAUAACGGUGGACUUGCUGAUUACGGACGCGUGGAUUACCUUAAUUCAUAUUUAUCUGCAAUACUAGACGCUAUUGAAGAUGGUGCUAAUGUACAAGGCUACACGUAUUGGAGUUUAAUGGACAGCUACGAAUGGAAAGUGGGCUAUACCGAAAAAUUCGGUCUCUACCACGUGGACUUCAAUCAUCCAAAUCGUACACGUACACCGAAAGUCGCUGCCAAAGUUUACGCGCAAAUCUGUAAAACCAACACAAUCGAUUGGACUUAUCGACCAACUCUCGAUGAAUUUCAGAUUAAUGCCAUGGCUCAAUUACCUGAAAUUGAAAUGGAUGCGAAAUCGGGUGCAAAUACUAUAUUCGCCGCUUUAACUAGUCGCAGUUGGCAUAGCAUGACAUUACUUUUAUUAAUUGUAAAUUAUUUGUUACGAAUUUAAGUUAACAUUGUAGUUGUUCGUUUGCCUUAAGAUGUGCUUUUGUAAAUAUGUAUGUAUGUAGUAUUUAAUUAACUCGUUUUAGUAUAUGACUAAAGUAUUAUAUAUUAUUUAUAUGGAAUUAAAUAUAAAAAUAAAUUAAACCUAUUUGUAAAUAUAUUAAUGAGCAUUAAGAUA